AGCCGUCUUCCCGACAGGAGUUCUUGGUCGCGUCCUUUCAGGCCUCUGGGUGUGUUUCGGAGGCGCUGGAGCUUUUUUAUGGCACCUGGGAAUCGUAGGGCACCUGUUCUGCUGGGCACCUCCAGAGAGCAAAGGAGGAUCUUCAAGCAGCCAGCAGGAACUCUGCUGCCGUCGAUCGUGGCUGCUGGACUUGAAGGAAGGGGCCAGGAUGCCGCUCUUUGGCUUGAACUUUGGCAAGCAGAGGUUGAAAGAGGAGGAAAGGCGCCUGCGGGCCAACGACCGGGCGUUCAGCCUGCAGUUUGAGUAUGCGAAAAACUCCAUCAAGACGUCCAAGUACAACCUCUUCACCUUCCUGCCCCUCAACCUCUUUGAGCAGUUCCAGCGGAUUGCCAACGCCUACUUCCUCUUCCUGCUCAUCUUGCAGCUCAUCCCUCAGAUCUCCUCCCUGGCCUGGUUCACCACGGUGGUGCCUCUCCUCUUGGUGCUGACUGUGUCUGCAGCGAAGGACGCCUCGGACGAUUUUCAUCGGCACAAGAGCGACAAGCAGGUCAACAACCGUCCUGUCAAGGUGCUAAUCGAUGGCAGCCUGAAAGAGGAUCGAUGGCUGAAUGUUGAAGUUGGGGACAUCAUCAAGCUGGAGAACAACAACUUUGUGACGGCUGACCUGCUGUUGCUGUCGAGCAGUGAGCCCCACAGCCUGACCUACAUCGAGACAGUUGAGCUGGACGGGGAAACCAACCUGAAAGUGAAACAGGCCCUGACAGUCACCUCCGAGCUGGGGGAGGAUCUGCAGAAGCUGAGCAGCUUUGAUGGUGAGAUCAGGUGUGAAGCACCAAACAACAAGCUGGACAAGUUCAUGGGGACCCUGACUGUGAAGGGGGAGAAAUACGCCUUGGACAACGAGCGGAUGCUGCUGAGGGGCUGCACAAUCCGGAACACCGAGUGGUGCUUUGGGCUGGUGGUCUUUGCAGGGCCAGACACCAAGUUGAUGCAGAAUAGCGGAAGAACCAUUUUCAAGAGGACGAGCAUUGACCGCCUCAUGAACUUCUUGGUGCUGGUGAUCUUUGGGUGUCUGGCCGCCAUGUGUUUGAUCCUGGCCUUCGGCAACGGCAUCUGGGAAUACAACAAGGGCUACUACUUCCAGGUGUACCUGCCCUGGGCGGAGGGCGUGGACUCCUCAGCCACCUCCGGGUUCCUCACCUUCUGGUCCUACGUCAUCAUCUUGAACACAGUGGUGCCCAUCUCUCUCUACGUCAGCGUAGAGAUCAUCCGGCUGGGCAACAGCUUCUACAUCGACUGGGACCGCAAGAUGUACUUCCCGCUGAACGACACGCCCGCCCAGGCCCGCACCACCACCCUGAACGAGGAGCUGGGCCAGAUCAAGUACGUCUUCUCGGACAAGACGGGCACCCUCACCCAGAACAUCAUGGUCUUCAACAAGUGCUGCAUCCACGGGAAGUCCUACGGGGACGUCUAUGACUUGGAGGGACACCGGGUGGAGGUCACCGAGAGAACGGAGAAAGUGGAUUUCUCGUACAACCCGCUGGCCGACCCAAAGUUCGCCUUCUACGACCACAGCCUGGUCGAAGCGGUGAAGGGGGGUGAUGCCCACACCCACCAGUUCUUCCGCCUGCUCUCCCUUUGCCACACGGUGAUGCCCGAAGAGAAGGAGGAAGGCCAGCUGGUGUACCAGGCUCAGUCUCCCGACGAAGGGGCCCUGGUUACGGCUGCCCGGAACUUUGGCUUUGUGUUCCGUGCCCGGACCCCGGAGACCAUCACUGUGGUGGAAAUGGGAGAGACGAAAGUCUAUGAGCUGAUCGCCAUCCUAGAUUUCAACAACGUGCGCAAGAGGAUGUCCGUCAUCGUGCGAAGCCCUGAGGGGGAGCUGACCCUGUAUUGCAAGGGGGCCGACACGAUUCUGUAUGAGCUCCUCCAUCCUUCCUGCGGACCCCUCAAGGAGGAGACCACGGAGCACCUGGACGAGUUUGCGGGAGAAGGGCUGCGGACGCUGGUGGUGGCCUGCAGAGCCCUGGAGGGGGCCUACUUUGCGGACUGGCGGCAGCGUCACCACGAGGCCAGCACCGCCCUGGAGGGGCGCGACGAGAAGCUCUCCGCCUUGUACGAGGAGAUUGAAAGGGACUUGCUGCUGCUCGGGGCCACGGCCAUUGAGGACAAGCUGCAAGACGGCGUCCCCCAGACAAUUGAGACCCUGGGGAAAGCGCAGAUUAAAAUCUGGGUGCUCACUGGGGACAAGCAAGAGACAGCCGUCAACAUUGGCUACUCUUGCAACAUGCUCUACGAUGACAUGAAGGACAUCUUCAUCAUCCGAGGCGACUCCUUGGAGGAAGUGCAGCGGGAACUCAGGAAUGCACGGAAGAAAAUGAAGCCUGACGCCUUUGUGGGGCACCAUGGCGGGCAGGAGCCUGAGGUCCAGAUGAAGAAAGCCGGCCAGUCCAAGGUCCUGCCUGAUGAGGAGCAGCCCAACGGCGAGUACGGCCUGGUGAUUAACGGGCACAGCCUGGCAUAUGCGCUGGAGGGGCAGCUGGAGCUGGAGCUGGUGAGGACGGCUUGCCUGUGCAAGGUGGUGAUCUGCUGCCGGGUGACCCCCCUGCAGAAGGCCCAGGUCGUGGAGCUGGUCAAGAAGCACAAGCGGGCCGUGACGCUGGCCAUUGGGGACGGCGCCAAUGACGUCAGCAUGAUCAAGACUGCCCACAUUGGCGUCGGCAUCAGCGGCCAGGAGGGGAUGCAGGCGGUGCUGUCCAGCGACUUCUCCUUUGCCCAGUUCCGCUACCUGCAGCGGCUGCUCCUGGUCCACGGCCGGUGGUCGUACAUCCGGAUGUGCAAGUUCUUGGCCUACUUCUUCUACAAGAACUUUGCCUUCACUCUGGUCCACUUCUGGUACGGGUUCUUCUCCGGCUUCUCUGCACAGACGGUGUACGACGAGUGGUUCAUCACCCUCUACAACCUGGUGUACACGGCCCUGCCUGUGCUGGGGAUGAGCCUCUUUGACCAGGACGUGGACGACCGCUGGAGCCUGCACUUCCCCCAGCUCUACUUGCCCGGGCAGCAGAACCUCUACUUCAACCAGAGGGAGUUUGUCAAGUGCCUGGGCUACAGCAUCUACAGCUCGCUGGUGCUCUUCUUCGUGCCCUACGGGGCCAUGCUCAACUCCACGCGGAGCGACGGGAAGGCCGUUGCCGACUACCAGUCCUUUGCCCUCACGGCCCAGACCUGCCUGCUCAUCGUGGUCUCUGUCCAGAUGGGGCUGGACACUGCCUACUGGACGGCCGUGAACCAGCUCUUCAUCUGGGGCAGCCUGGCUGUCUACUUUGCCAUCACCUUCGCCAUGUACAGCGAUGGGACGUACCUGGUCUUCACCGCCUCCUUCCCCUUUGUCGGCUCCGCCCGGAACACCCUCAGCCAGCCCAGCGUGUGGCUGGCCAUCUUCCUCUGCGCCACCCUCUGCGUCCUGCCCGUGCUGGGCUUCCGCUUCCUGAAGGUGCAGCUCCGGCCGACCCUCAGUGACAAGGUGCUGUGCCAGGUGCGGGAGCUCCGGAAGAGGCCCCCGCCUCCCCCGCCCAAGCGGCCGCUCCGGCGCAGCAUUUCCCGGCGCUCCGGCUACGCCUUCUCCCACCAGCACGGCUUUGGGGCCCUCAUCACCUCGGGACAGAACAUGCGGGCCAAGCUGCCUUUCCGCGCCACGGGCUCCUUCUCGCCCAACAGCGAGAAACUCAAGCUGAAGUGAGAGAGGAGAAGAGCCUCCAGGACUCCCGCCCAGCCCGGGACUCUGCCCAGGGGCUACUGCGGAGGAGGCCCCCUCUGGCGGUGGCGGCUGCUGGGGACGGCCUUCUCUUCCCAGGGGUGGCAGGCGCUCUGGGCCGGGGUGGGGGGAGCAGAGCAGUCCUUCUGAGUAUACACACACACACGUGCAACCCCCCGCCCAGUGGAGAAAGGGGAAGACGCAGCAGCCUCCUCUUCCCACCGUGGCUCCAUCCCAGCAGAGUCCUGCCCCAAGGGGGGCAAAGGUGGACUCCACAGCAGCAGCAGCAGCAGCAGCAGCAGCAAGCCUUCCUCCCCGAAGGGCCCAGGCUGGUCCAGAGCGCCCCACCCUAGACAAAGAGGGUGCCCACUCCCUGCCAUGCUUGGCUCCAUUUGCAGCUGUCCCUCCGGAAUAUGGGGCAGGGAAGCCCACCCUUGGCCAAGGCGCAGGGGCGUAACGAGGAGGCUGCAGUGGGCCCAGAGACAACGCUCUGAAACGGGCCCCUCGCUGAUACACACACGCGCACUCACUUCACAUGUGACUUGCCUUGGGGGGCCCCUCGAGGCGUGGGGGCCCCCAGGCAGCCGCCUCCCCUUGCUUCAUGGGAGUUACCCCCCUGCCAGGGCAGCAGAGGCAAGAGCGGGGCUGACAGCGGGUGCUUUCCCCAGGGUGGUGACUGGUCCUUGGCACGCUCUGAUGGGGCAGGAUCGUGGCCCAGGCGUGAUCUCACAAGGCCUCUUCUUUUUUAGAGCAUGAAACUGACCAGUCUCCGUGCCCCCCCGCCCCGCCCCCCCGCCAGAGAUCAGUCCCUCAAGUCUCCUUCCCACUCUCUUCUUUCCAGAGGGUGCUUUUUUUCCAACUUGAGCACCGCGUGUCUUGCGGGUGAUUUUGCAGGUGGUCCAGCUGACAUCCUGCCCUUCCUUUUAACUUCUUCGUGUGACCUGGAUGCUGAUCUGUGAGUCACCAGGGUCAGACCACUCCAGUCUCCGCUGAUGAGGAAAGAGGCCGGCCUUGCCCUGGCGCAGGAGCAGGAGGGGCUGUAGAGAAGGGCCUCGGCAGGCAGCCUGUAGGUAGGCGGUGGGAGGGCUGGCUCCCGGGGGUGGGGGUCCUCCUUUCUUCUGGUUCUGGCCCUUUAAAAAAAGCGGUGCCAGGUUGAUCACGUAAGAAGGCACCCAUCUCGCUGAAAUUUGGCUGGGAUAAUGGCCUCACGUGGGUCUAACAUGCUCAUUCUGUGCUGGCAAGAAAAAAAGCAGCUAGGAGUGUUUUGGUUACUUCCCCUUCUAGCCUGUGGCCAAAGCGCUGGGGAAAGAGACAAGGGAGCACGGAGGGGAGUUGCCCCCCCCGUGUGCCCCCCACCGGCUGCAGCCUCUCAUGGAGCCACCUCCUCCUCCUCUCCCCCCUGCCGUCCCCCCCCCCCGUUUUAUUUUUUAAAACCCCACAGGCAAUAUUGUGCCACACCACUUGGUCCCACCACCCCUCUCCAGCCCCCCCCCCAUGAGUGAAAGAGCUGCCAUUUAACACUGAAAUAUAAGAAGGAGGCCGUUGUGGCCCCGACUUGCCUGGAAGGAAGGCCUGCUGGGUUCCGUGGGGCUUACUCCCAGGAAGGUCUGCAUCGGCUGCAGCCCAGGCAUUCACAGGGGAUGACCAGGCAGAAGGGAAAGGGAUCCGUGCAGGGGGAUUUCGGCGGGAAGUGGCUUAGGAAGCCACCAGCCGCCAAGUCAAGUGAACCAGCAGGAGACCCUGGAGACCACCUCCAAGCCCCAUUUCUUCCAUCUCGGGCGCCUCAGAAGCAAGUGGUGGAGUGGAUGCUGCAGGCCAUUGGGCACGUCCCCAGGAGCCCGUGCACAGAAGCCCUGAGCCCACCUUUCUAGCCAGCUAGAGCUGGGAAGCCACCUGCUGACAAAGGGCCACCCCAGUGUGUGGGGGAGCUUUGCAGGGAUGAUGCACAGGCUGCGCCCCUCAGCACCCCCCCCCCACAGUCUGUGACCAAGGCAGAGGCCUGGAUGCGCUCAAGCCAGGGGAGGGAGGCUCCCUUCUGCCCGCCUCCUGAAGGGCAUCUUGGGGUCUGAGUCCCUGAGGGGGUCCUUCUGGGCUCAAGGCAAGGCAAGGCUUGGCAGGCAUUUCGGCUCAUGGAGGGGAGAAUCCUCUGAACAGCUUGGCUGGGUGGGCUUGCUGAAUGCCCCCCCCCACACACACACACGUAGGGUGCUGCUGGCCGUACAGGUGUCCCAACACACACCCCCGCCCUGCGUGGGGAAGCAUCAGUGGCCAUCUGGGUGUGGGUGACCCCGCAGGACCUCACCACUGCCCCCUCCCUUCCUGCCAGAGUCCACCCUUUGGCUGUGGGAUCUCCGCACACCCCCUGCCCCCGAGUACAGGACACCACCCUGGGAGUCAGCGUGCCUCCAGUCCUCUGAGCACAGGCAACUUUGCUGGGGCUCCCCCCUCUCGGCACUCCCCUUGCGAGGGUGAGGGGGGCGCCUGGCCAGAUGUGUCUGGUGUGCUCAGGGAGGGGCAGAGCCAGCUCUCGCACACCUUCCUAGUUGCCCCCCCCGGACUCCAGACUGGGCAGGGGGCAGGGAUGACAGCUCUUCAUCAGGCCCUGGGUAGGAUGGUGCUGUCGGUGGGGUGAGCAGGAAAGCCCCUGCUGGGGAGUGGGAUGGAACAGAAGCUGUACACCCUCUAGCUUGAUUCUGCUGGGCUCUGGUUCCCAGCGGGUGCUGGGCCCUCCUGGUCUGGCAUCGAAGGGGGCACUGGAGACGCAGGGCCAUGGGGCACUUGGUGCAAUGGUCCAGAAAGGGGAGACGGUUGCCGUGGGCCAAGGGUGGGGCCUUGAGAUGAUGUGUGGGCGUUCCCAAGCCUCGGGGGUUACUUUGGUGGGAUCAUUGUUAAUAAAACAUGAUAUAAAACUCCCCUCUCUGUGGAGCCUCCUCUCUCCUCUUCUGGGGCCUGAGCAGAAAAGGGGUCAGCCGGCAUUCCAGGAGAGCCAGUCAAGGGGGACAGGCAAGCUGGGGCAUAGAGUUGCCAUGUCCCCCCAAAUCCCAGGUUGCACCUGGAUGUUGAGCAGCCCACCCAGAUUCGCCUGGAUUUCAGCUUGCAUUUAAAUAAUAAUGUUUUAAAAGCUGAGCUCCAGCCCUUGUAGAAGUGGAGUUAUGAUGGAGCAAAACGUGCCGUCGCUCUUCUGCUCAGGAAUUAUUUCCCAGCCACAUAAUAUGCAAAUUAGGCACCCAGAUUUGGAAAGCCGGAAUAUGGCUGCCCUACAGUGGGGCACCCUCUGCCGCUGGCCAGAAGUAAAGGGGGGGGAGGGGGCCUCUUCACCUCAGCCCCUUCCAGACUCCGACUGGAAGUGGCCUCAACUGCUGCCUGAGCCUUGGGUGCUGGGCUGCUCAAUGGCAGCUGUUCUUGGACUACAGUUCCCAGCACCCCCAGCCACAGUGGCCAGGGAUUAUGGGAGUUGUAGGCCUACAUCUGCAGGAGGGCCCCGGUGGAGCAGCCUCCCCUGAUGGCCGCCAAAGUCCAGCAGCCCGACUUGUGGAGGAGCCCCCCCCCCGGCUGGAGCGCCCUGCCCAAGGGCUGGCCGGAGAUCUCUGGGUGGGGCUUGGCCCCGCAGGGGAGGGGAGGGGAGGGGUUGGGCGGCCUGCCCAGCUCUGCUCCGCUGCUGCUGCUGCUGCGGGCCGGGGAGGACACGGGUGCUGCUGGGGAAACAGGCCGCCAGCAACUGCCCAGGGGCCAGAGCCACUCCCGGCUUCAGAGGCCCCCUUCCUUGGGUGGCCGCCACUUGCUCUGCUUUCAAGCAUUCCUGAAGUCCUGGACUGUAAGACAAAAGCGGCAGCAGCGUUGAGAUGGGGCUGAGUGGGAAAUCAAUCGGGUGGCCUCAGGUGCGUCGCUGCCACUCGCCCCCCAGCAAUGUAGGGAUGACCAUUGGGCCCACUGGCCUUCCAAGGAUCACAUCCAGAUAAUACAAGCAAAAGGCUUUGCCCGCCGUGGGUGAGGGCAAAGGCUGCCUGUCCUGCCCCAUUGCAACUGGUCUCCGGAGUCUGUGGGCCUCACAAUUCCCUCCUCACUCUGCCGCUACCUUUGGUAGCUAGCAGGGGGGUGUUUUCGGCAGGCAUGCCCCCGCAAAGAAGUGCUGCAGACACCAAGAGCAGCCGUGGCUGUGGCCGUCUUGGUAGUUUGGGAGCUGGAAAACCCAUUGGGCAGCACAAUGCGUCCUUCCCCAGUGCAUUCUGGGAAGGAAUGGCACACAGGUGGGGCAGCGAGGUUUUUUGGCUUGAGAACAAUGCCCCACCCCUGGUUGCUUUUGGAAAACCAAAAGGUGGGGAGCAUGGAGAGGGGGCUCUGGCUGUUGGCCGUUUGGGGUGCCAGAAGCUGAGAACUGGGGGUGGGGAGGGGCGGCAUGCAGGCUGCCCUUCUCACCUUGCCCCCCAACACUGCCUGCUUUUAGCUGGUGCAACCAGGUGCCUCCUUCCGCCCCCCCCCUUCUUUCAAGACUGCCUCCUGCGUCUGGCUGGGCCUCCAGGUACGCACACACAAUUGCACACACACACACACACCUCCCUUUGUUCAGAUCCGUGAUGCUGCCUUCCUUCUCCACCCCCCCCCCUCCUUGAUCAGCCGGCCUGCUGGGCCUGUCACUGGUCUCGCCUAACGAUUUGGGGGCUCCCCCCUCUCCGGGCAAAAGUGAGCCCUCAUGCCACCUCUUUCCCUCCCCAUAACCACUCUCAUGGGGGCACCCCCAGCAGCACUCCCCAGAGUCAUAGCCUCACUCAGGCCCAUAAUUAAGACCACUCCAACUGCAGGCUCAGCAAAUAAAACGCCGCCCUCGUGGGUGGCGAAGGGCCUAAAGUGGCCCAUGGUUUGAGAAAUGGUCAUCAUGCACCCUUGAAAAGGGCCGCCCCAAUGAUCAGGGGCUGGAGCGACUCCCCUUCCCCACCCCAGGAGGGAAGACCAGGAGGGCCUUUGGGCCUUUUUCAUUCAGAACGAAGGGCAGAGGAUGAGACAGGACAGGUGUGUGGAAUUGUGCAGGGUGUCGGUCAAGUGGGUAUUAGUGAUGACUCCAAUGGGGGUCCUGGAGGAGGAUCCCUCAGACGAAGACCCAGCACAGGGGGGGGCGGGCAGGUUGGAACGCCGGUCCACUCAGCAGAGCCAGAGCCGACUGGGCUGCAGGCCCCUCUGCCUCCUCCCCUCCCUCCUGAUGAAGCCUCCGAGGCCUCCGCUGAAGUCGACCUUUGGCCAGAGUACAGGCUCAGAGGGAGGAGAGGCUGGCCAGAAGGAGCAGGUGUCCCAGCUCUGACCCAGCUGCAUCUCCCGGACAAGGCCCAGCUGCAGUGAUGGGCGGGGCUCUCACCACACUGCCUGUUUAAAGCCGCCCGAAAGCUGGGUCUGUGCUGGAAAGAAUAAUUGGUCUGUGGUGACCAGCCCUACCCUGAGCAACCUUGACCUGGAAAUCUGGACCUGUUUGUUGUUGUCUGGCCCCGGUUCGUGUUUACCCUGAUCCUGUGGAAUUCCCGGUGUUGACUUCUGGCACCGUUUGUGACUACUCUCCGUUCCCCUCUGAAAAGAGUAAUUUUCGCAGCUGCUGGGCAGUCAGUCAAGACAGGUCAGGGAGCCAUCACUCCUUGGACCUGAUCCAGCAGGGCUUCUUCCUAUGUUCUUGUGUAUGUUGUGCACCCUCGAUGUAAAAGAUGUUAAGGGGCUUAGAUAAAUUUAUGGAGGACAAGUCUAUCAGUGGCAACUAGUCUGAGGGCUAUAGGCCACCUCCAGUCUCGGAGGCAAGAUGCCUCUGAAUGCACUUGCAGGGGAGCAACAGCAGGAGAGAGGGCAGGCACAGAUCUCUUGCCUGUGGGCUUCCCAGGGGCAUCUGAUGGGCCACUGUGUGAAACAGGAUGCUGGGCUAGAUGGCCUUGGGCCUGAGCCAGCAGGGCUGUUCUUAUGUUCUUAUGACCACUAAACCAACCUUGGUGUUAUGGAUGGUCCAUAAACAUAUCAGAACCAGAGGUACCAACUCAGAAGUAUGUGAAAUAUAGGCCUGUGUCUGAUUUUAUUUUAUAUUAAGAAAUGAAUUAACUCCUGAACUCAAGGUGAACUGGCAUACUGCUCUCCCUGCUCUGUGAAGGGAGGAGGCAAUCCAGCAUUGUAUUGUAAAAAUGGAUAUGCAAGGAAACACAAAAGCCAGGCCUGAAUGCUGAAUGCUAUAUCCAUAUGCUAAAAUGCCACUGACUGCCAGAUGUCUGUGGAAGAGGCCAGGGGCUGAACUCCUCUUUCCUGUUGCAAGAAAUCCAUGCUAAUUCUUGCCAAAGAUUAACUCAAUCGCUCUCUAUAGAGAUUCAACAUAGGAAGAUGCAUACAGAGAUCUGCCUGUAGACUUUAAUUCUUACCUCACUGAUGCUUCUGCCCUAGCCAUGUUACUUUAAAUAUUCUCAUGUUAUAAUUACACACUAGGUAAUUAUAGUUACACAAGAAAUAAUGUAAUUGCUGUCUCACAACUAAUUCUCUCACUAACUCCUGACUUUUAACACCUUUUGGGGGAAGAUGCAAUUUGGAGCUCUGAGAUGCAGAUUUGCUUUGGGCAAUGUCCCCCCUCCCCUCCUAAGCGCACAGUUUACAGAAGAUGAGAUUGAGAUCUCUCUGGACUGGCCAAUAUCCUGAAUAAUUAAAAAGACAUUUUUCAGAAGGUAGCAGCAAGUUGUCACCUUUUGGGACCCAGGAAAAGAUGAGAUUUUUAUAGAUCAAAGGAAAAUACACUAUAAAGAAGGAGGCUACUAGACAGAAAGUCAGCAAUCUUGUGCCUACAGCAAGAUUUGCUCACAGCAAUGCCAGAGUUUGCUGCUAAGCCACGGAGCUAGAGGCAGGAACUCUGUCCAUGGACAGGAACUGUCUCCUACAAGCAGACUUAUGCCUACGGGCAAUCUUGCUCACACAAAGAUCCCAGAGUUUGCUGCUAAGCCGCGGGGCAGAAGCAGGAACUCUGUUGAUGGACAGGAGCUGUCUGUGACUUCUACUGUGCAGUGAGAAGUCAAGACUUCUCCAGCCAUGGUGCUCUGGCUCUCAGCCAUGGUCUGAGCAACUGCAAACGCUCCUGUCUCCUGCCAAGCGCCUCACUCCUUCAAGCUGAAGAAGUCCACCGCUCUCAAGUCUCUCUGAUCCGGGUAAAUAUGCUGCUCCAUUGCAAGCCUUGGGCCCCUCCAUCCUUUCCCCUCCUCCCCCCCCACCCUUUCCCUCUACUAAUUCCUGAACUAUGCCAGCCCUCAGCUUUUCUCCUCCCCCCUCUUUUCCAUCUAUGUCUGAAUUGUAUUAGGCUCUAGGAAGAUUUAAUGCACACACAUACGGUAGUUAGGAACACGCUGGAUAUUGGUACUGGCUAGGAUGUUCUGUUUAGAUACUGUUAGUAAUAUUGAUAGAGUGUUCUGCUUUCUGCUAGAUUAUAUUGUUACUCUUUUAUACUCAAUAAAGCCCAUUGAAUCUUU
Hemicordylus capensis (graceful crag lizard) is the source of this 11226-nucleotide messenger RNA. RefSeq names its product phospholipid-transporting ATPase ID-like. Bases 209 to 3745 code for a protein of 1178 amino acids. The record is from RefSeq and is a predicted model, not a curated record. Gene Ontology annotation, molecular function: ATPase-coupled intramembrane lipid carrier activity; ATP binding; magnesium ion binding. Gene Ontology annotation, biological process: Golgi organization; phospholipid translocation. The transcript is spliced from 28 exons. NCBI's taxonomy places the organism in Eukaryota, Metazoa, Chordata, Lepidosauria, Squamata, Cordylidae. Gene Ontology annotation, cellular component: plasma membrane.